This is a messenger RNA of Pyrenophora tritici-repentis Pt-1C-BFP, 744 nucleotides long. NCBI's taxonomy places the organism in Eukaryota, Fungi, Ascomycota, Dothideomycetes, Pleosporales, Pleosporaceae. The record is from RefSeq and is a predicted model, not a curated record.
AUGGCUAACUCCAAAAACUCAACCAUCACAUCUUACUUCGCCCCCAAAGACGCGCCCUCAAGAAGUCCCAAGACCAACAAGCCCAUCAACGAGGACAGUACCGGCAACGACUCCAAAGCUGACCAAGACGACUCCAAAAACGCACUCCCAACCCCCCUCUCCCACCUUACCCUACCCCCACCCCAUCUCCCCCCAACACCCACCUCCCCAACACUAAGCUUAACCUACCACACCGGCCCUAUCUUCACAGCACCCCCCGACACCCUGCUCCUGCACGCCUGUAACACACACGGCGUCUGGGGCUCCGGCAUCGCCCUCGCCUUCAAGCAGCGCUACCCGCUCGCCUACAAAAUCUACAAUACGUUCUGCAUCAGCACGCACCACCCCACAUCCAACCCGGUGCCCACUGGUACCGCACUGCUGAUACCGCCAGUUGAUAGAGACCAUGGACAUUGGGUUGGGUGUUUGUUUACGAGUCAAGGGUAUGGGAAGAAGAGGGAUGGGGCGGAUGUUAUCACCGGGAAUACGGCGCCGAGUGUUGAGAUGGCGUUGGAGUUGGUUAGGAGGGUGAAUGAGCGGGUGGAGAAGGAGGGAGGGGAGGGGAUCAAGGAGGUGAGGAUGUGUAGGGUUAAUAGUGGGAAGUUUGGGGUUGAGUGGGGGAGGAGUGCGAGGGUGAUUGAGGGGAUUAAGGUUAGGGAGGGAUGGGUGGGGAGCGUGCAGGUCUGGGACCCGGAGACUAAGUAA